GAUGGAGACGUCCUGUGAAGCUGCAGCUGCUGGGAACUUUGGAGGAUUUGGGAGAUGUAGAACUGGAACGGUUCCAAUGGUUCCUGCAGGAUCAGGAGUUACUGGAUGGUUUCCAAGCCAUUAAAAAGUCCAAACUGGAGAAUGCAAACAGACUGAGAACAGUGGAUGUGAUGGUCGAGACUUACACGACUGAAAAUGUUAUGAAGGUGGCAGAGUUGGUUUUCAAGAAGAUGAAAGAGUAUGGAGGAAAACGAUCAUCAGCUGUUCCUGAGGAUCCAUCAGCUCGUGCAGCUGCUGCAGCAGCUGCUCUUAACAAAUGCCAGCCUAAACUCAAGUCAAAGCUGAAGAAGAAGUUCCAGUGUGUGUUUGAGGGCAUCGCUAAAGCAGGAAACCAAACCCUUCUGAAUCAGUUCUACACAGAGCUCUACAUCACAGAGGGAGGGACUGGAGAGGUCAAUGAUGAACAUGAGGUCAGACAGAUUGAAACAGCAUCCAGGAAACCAGACAGACCAGAAACAACCAUCAGACAAGAAGACCUCUUUAAAGCCUCACCUGGAAGAGAUGAACCAAUCAGAACAGUGAUGACAAAGGGAGUGGCUGGCAUUGGGAAAACAGUCUUAACACAGAAGUUCACUCUGGACUGGGCUGAAGACAAAGCCAACCAGGACAUACACUUCACAUUUCCAUUCACUUUCAGAGAGCUGAAUGUGCUGAAAGAGAAAAAGUUCAGCUUGGUGGAACUUGUUCAUCACUUCUUUAUUGAAACCAAAGAAGCAGAAAUCUGGUUUGAAGAGUUCCAGGUUGUGUUCAUCUUUGAUGGUCUGGAUGAGUAUCGACUUCCUCUGGACUUCCACAACACUGAGAUCCUGACUGAUGUUACAGAGUCCACCUCAGUGGACGUGCUGCUGACAAACCUCAUCAGGGGGAAACUGCUUCCCUCUGCUCGCCUCUGGAUAACCACACGACCUGCAGCAGCCAAUCAGAUCUCUCCUGAGUGUGUUGACAUGGUGACAGAGGUCAGAGGGUUCACUGACCCACAGAAGGAGGAGUACUUCAGGAAGAGGUUCAGAGAUAAGGCCAGCAGGAUCAUCUCCCACAUCGAGACCUCACGAAGCCUCCACAUCAUGUGCCACAUCCCAGUCUUCUGCUGGAUCACUGCUACAGUUCUGGAGGAUGUGUUGAAAACCAGAGAGGGAGGAGAGCUGCCCAAGACCCUGACUGAGAUGUACAUCCACUUCCUGGUGGUUCAGUCCAAACUAAAGAACAUCAAGUAUGAUGGACGAGCUGGGACAGAUCCACACUGGAGUCCAGAGACCAAGAAGAUGAUUGAGUCUCUGGGAAAACUGGCUUUUGAGCAGCUGCAGAAAGAAAACCUGAUCUUCUAUGAAUCAGACCUGACAGAGUGUGGCAUCGAUAUCAGAGCAGCCUCAGUGUACUCAGGAGUGUUCACACAGAUCUUUAAAGAGGAGAGAGGACUGUACCAGGACAAGGUGUUCUGCUUCGUCCAUCUGAGUGUUCAGGAGUUUCUGGCUGCUCUUCAUGUCCAUCUGGCCUUCAUCAACUCUGGAGUCAAUCUGCUGUCAGAAGAGAAAUCAACCUCCCUGUUGUCUAAACUGUUGAAAGAAAAAUCAAAACAUUUCUACCAGAGUGCUGUGGACAAGGCCUUACAGAGUCCAAAUGGACACCUGGACCUGUUCCUCCGCUUCCUCCUGGGUCUUUCACUGCAGACCAAUCAGAUUCUCCUACGAGGUCUGCUGACUCAGACAGGAAGUGGCUCAGAGACCAAUCAGGAAACAGUCCAGUACAUCAAGAAGAAGGUUGAAGAGACUCCCUCUGCAGAGAAAAGCAUCAACCUGUUCCACUGUCUGAAUGAACUGAAUGAUCGUUCUCUAGUGGAGGAGAUCCAACAGUCCCUGAGUUCAGGACGUCUCUCCACAGAUAAACUGUCUCCUGCUCAAUGGUCAGUUCUGGUCUUCAUCUUACUGUCCUCAGAAAAAGAUCUGGAUGUGUUUGACCUGAAGAAAUACUCUGCUUCAGAGGAGGCUCUUCUGAGGCUGCUGCCAGUGGUCAAAGCCUCUAACAAAGCUCUACUGAGUGACUGUAACCUCUCAGAGAGAAGCUGUGAAGCUCUGUCCUCAGUCCUCAGCUCCCAGUCCUCUAGUCUGAGAGAUCUGGACCUGAGUAACAACAAUCUGCAGGAUUCAGGAGUGAAGAUGUUGUCUGUUGGACUGAAGAGUCCACACUGUUCACUGGAGACUCUCAGCCUGUCAGGCUGUCUGAUCACAGAGGAAGGCUGUUCUUCUCUGGUCUCGGCUCUGAGUCUCAAUCCCUCCCAUCUGAGAGAGCUGGACCUGAGCUACAAUCAUCCAGGAGACUCAGGAAUGAAGCUGCUGUCUGCUGGUCUGAAGGAUCCAGACUGGAGACUGGACACUCUCAGGGUGGAGCCUGGUGGAGUCCGAUGGUUGACACCAGGUCUGAGGAAGUAUUCCUGUCGACUCACAAUCGACACAAACACAGUGAACAGAAAACUCAAACUGUCUGACAACAACAGGAAGGUGACAGGAGUGAAGGAGGAUCAGUUAUAUCCUGAUCAUCCAGACAGAUUUGACUUCCAGCCUCAGCUGCUGUGUAGAACUGGUCUGACUGGUCGCUGUUACUGGGAGGUCGAGUGGAGAGGAGGAGUUGAAAUAUCAGUGAGUUACAGAGGAAUCAGAAGGAAAGGAGGCAGAGACUGUUUGUUUGGAUGUAACGAUCAGUCCUGGAGUCUGUACUGUUCUGAUGAUGGUUACUCUGUCUGGCACAAUAAGAUAUGGACAGAUCUCCCCUCCUCCUCCUCCUCCUCCUCCUCCUCCUCCUCCUCCUCCGUCUCUAACAGAGUAGCAGUGUAUGUGGACUGUCCUGCUGGCUCUCUGUCCUUCUACAGAGUCUCCUCUGACUCUCUGAUCCACCUCCACACCUUCAACACCACAUUCACUCAACCUCUUUAUCGUGGGUUCUUCAUCUGGCCUGGUUCCUCAGUGUCUCUGUGUUGAGUGUAGCAGAGAGAGUCUCCUCCUGUUAGAGAUCAGUCCAGUCCAGGAUCACAGCAGCUGAUGUUAUUUAGUACCAACCUGAUCUCUGGCUGGUUUUAACUGCAGAGUGUAAACCCAACAUGUUUUUGUUGUCGACCACUUUAUCUGUUCAGUGCUGUUUUGAUGUGUCUUUCACUGGAGGAGGAGGCACCACUUAUCAUCCACUUACAGAGCAGUCUUGAGAUCAGGCAGUUUCACACCACAACUCAUUUGACCUCAAAGACUCUCAAGAUGUUAACAACCCCAGUGUAAACCCCUAGUCUCCCCACCAGUCAAUUAGAACUGUAGAACCUUUCAGAUGAGAGGUGGAAUGUCUUCAAGAACCUCGAGAACGUCCAGCUGCCUUCAUAUAAAACUGAGAACGUGACACUUACUGUUCAUGAAAUGAAAAGUAUUAAAGGUUUUCUGUGUGGAGUUUGCAUGUUCUCCCAGUGCCUGUGUGGGUUCUCUCUGGGUACUCCGGCUUCCUCCCACUGUCCAAAGACAUGCAGGACUCAUGGGGGUUUUACUAUCCAGUCUACAUGUGUCUUGUGGACUUGGAGAAGACCUAUGACCAUGUUCUACAAGGGACCUUGUAGGGGGUACCAGGGCUGCUUGUGAUAUUCAUGGACAGGAUGUCAAGGUGAAGCCAAGCCAACCCUAACCUAUAGUCCUGAGCUCUGGGGAGUGACCAAAGAUGAGAUCAUGGAUACCAGAAGUGGUAGUUUCCUCCACAGGGUGCCUGGGCUUCGCUUUAGAGAUAGAAUGAUGAGUUUGGACAAGGAGAGAGCUCAGAGUAGAGAUGCUAUAUUGUAUCUAAAGGAGCCAGUUGAGGUGGUUCGUGCAUCUGAUCAGGAUGCCUCCAGGGUGCCUUCCUUCAGAGGAUUUCCAGACACCCAAUUGAGAGGAGACCCAAGACAGACCCAGAACUCGCUGGAGAGAUUACAUAUCCCAUCUGACCUGGGACCUCAGGAUCCCUCAGGAGGAGCUGGAAAAUGUUGCUGGGGAGAUGGAAGUCUGGAAUAGUUUGUUUAGCCUGCUGCCACUGUGACCUGACCCCAGAUAAGAUGGACGGAUGGGUUUAGGCAAAACCUAAUAAAUUAUCUUCAUUUUUAUAAGUUUGUUGUCGUGAAAUUCUGAGUUUUCUCAUUAAGAAUGUUUACAGUGUUUGUUUAAAGAACACACACACCACAGAAGUCAGUGAAACAAAGUGCAAAAGUCUCAUCCUGCAGAAACUUUAUAACAUCAGAUUUCCAUCAUGAAAUAUAAACACACACAGACAUCUUUGUUCUAAUGCUACAUCUUCCCUCUCAUCGUCCCCUUUCAAAAUAAAACAAUUAUUAUCUCUGUUCUGCAAAAACUCUAAAGACACAGAAAAAAUAGAUUUACACCUGAAAUCAGAGCCAGAAGAGGAGGAACAGAGUUUGUGCUUUCAGUGCAGUAAAGACAAUUAGAGUUCAGUUAGUAUUCAGUCAGUGCCCUGGUUCAGUCUGUUCAUGUGUAUAUAUACUGUAUGUAAAACAUCUGCAUUCUGCAUCAAACCACAGUUAAAGGAGAACUCUGGUGUUUGGCUGAUCUGGGAGGAUUUUAAUGGAUCAGGUUGUUGUGGGUUUUAGUAUCUGAGGAUCAGGUCACAUCGAAUCCAUUCUCCAGUUCAAACUGAGAAAAUAAAGAGAUUAAAAACUAAAUCAAAGCUCAAACUCGGGUGUGUGUGUGGGAGCUGUGGCUACCAGUGGACUCCUUUCUGUGAAAGGAGGGUGUGGAUUGAUUAACUUUGACUUACCUGUGUUGGCUUUGCACUAGUGUGUGCUGAUUGUAGUUUAUCCUGGUCCCUUGGUUAUUUUCUUCCGUUUGAGCACCAGUGUCUUUCAUUUGUGAAUAAACUCAAUUUUUUUGGUUACACAUUGA
Molecule: messenger RNA, 4958 nt
Organism: Lates calcarifer (barramundi perch)
Lineage: Eukaryota; Metazoa; Chordata; Actinopteri; Centropomidae
Product: NLR family CARD domain-containing protein 3
Exons: 7
Coding region: 171-3032 (953 amino acids)
Molecular function (GO): protein binding
Source: RefSeq, a predicted model, not a curated record